Molecule: messenger RNA, 1641 nt
Organism: Plenodomus lingam JN3
Lineage: Eukaryota; Fungi; Ascomycota; Dothideomycetes; Pleosporales; Leptosphaeriaceae
Cellular component (GO): plasma membrane
Molecular function (GO): sucrose:proton symporter activity
Source: RefSeq, a predicted model, not a curated record
AUGGGAAGGGAGACAAUGCCGUCUGCACAGCAAUGGCAGGGUAUGCCAGCCAUCAAGGGCUCGAGUGAGAGUAUGCGCAUGGCCUUGCUCACAGCCUCGCUCAUUGGAUUACAGUUCACAUGGAAUGUCGAAAUGACUUACUGCACCCCCUACCUCCUCGAACUCGGCCUCACCAAGUCCAAAAUCUCCCUCGUCUGGGUCGCAGGCCCCCUCUCCGGCCUGAUUAUGCAGCCCAUUGUCGGCGUGGUCGCGGAUCGCUGCACCUCCCGCUGGGGCCGUAGACGUCCUUUUAUGUUCUGCGGUACCAUUCUGGUGGCCAUGUUCUUGCUACUGUUGGGCUGGACAAAGGAGGUCGUGCGGGCAUUCGCCACGGAUCCGGAGACGAUCCAGAGUGCAACGAUAUAUCUUGCCGUCUUUAGCAUUUACGGCAUCGACUUUGCAAUUAAUGCGGUACAGGGGAGUUGCAGAGGCUUGAUUGUGGAUACACUGCCGAUAGCGAAACAGCAGACUGGCAGUAGCUGGGCUAGCAGGAUGGUUGCUGUGGGCUCUUUGAUCGGGUAUGGGGCUGGGGCAAUCAAUUUGAGGAGUGUGUUUGGGCCUAUGCUGGGGGACACACAGUUCAAGCAGCUGACCGCUGUGGCGGCUAUGACGCUGUGUAUCGCGGUAGGGACGACGAGCUGGGCGGUCACGGAGAGGGUACUAGUAAGCGAUGGGGGUGAGGAGGGCGAGAAGCUGGAUUUGAAGGAGGUGAUGGGCACCAUUUCCCAUACGGCGUUGAAUUUGCCCAGGGGAAUUCAGGCGAUUUGCCAUGUGCAGUUUUGGGCAUGGAUUGGAUGGUUUCCCUUUCUCUUCUACAGCACAACAUGGGUUGGUGAAGUCUAUUUGCGCUACGAUGCGCCUGCCGAAGUUAAGGAAGCAGCGGAUUUGACGGGUAAAGUUGGGCGUAUUGGUUCGACGGCGCUGAUUGCCUUCUCCAUCAUCACAUUUCUCAUGUCUGUUCUCCUACCCUUCUUCGUCCGGAGCCCGCAGGACGAGAGCCCGAGUUUCACACCACGACCACCCAAGAGCAUUGCCGGUCUCGUGAUGGGACUGGAGAAGUACAAGCCCAGUCUCCUGACCGCUUGGACAAUCAGCCAUUGCAUCUUUGCCUGUAGUAUGAUUAUGGCCCCCUUUGUCAGGAGUCUACAUGCAGCGACAUCAUGGUCCAUAGCCUGCUGGGCCCCCUUUGCCUUUCUCGGCGUAGAAAUCAACCGUCUCUCGUCAUCCCCUUCACACACCUACCACCACCUCGGCCGCUCCUCCCUCGAACUCGAAGCCCCCGUGCCCCUCAGCCUGACGCAGGGCCUCGAAGACUCGUCCACAUCGACCUCGUCCACGGGCGAAUCCUCGGGAAAAUACCUCGGCAUCAUGAACCUGUACACCACGCUCCCACAAUUCGUCGGCACGGCCAUUAGCUGGAUCGUCUUUUCGAUCCUGGAGCCGGGCAAGAGCCCGGAGCUGAGCGAGGGAGCGGUCGCGGAGACGGCGGCACGGAAGGAUGGGCCGAAUGCGAUUGCGGUUUGUUUGUUUAUUGGUGCUUGUUCGGCUUGUGUGGCGGUAGCGGCUACGAGGAGGUUGGGGAGGAUACAGGGGAGAUUGUGA